Messenger RNA from Humulus lupulus (European hop), 4519 nucleotides. RefSeq lists its product as uncharacterized. The record is from RefSeq and is a predicted model, not a curated record. Lineage: Eukaryota; Viridiplantae; Streptophyta; Magnoliopsida; Rosales; Cannabaceae. The coding region runs from base 1036 to 4065 and encodes 1009 amino acids. The transcript has 3 exons.
AUGAAAUGAAAUGUUGUGAAUGAAUGGGUUCUUGCCUUUUCUUUUUGUUUCUUUAUAUAUACCCACUAAACCCCAUUUUUCCGUUUCAUGUUUUCACCCCCGUAAGGUAUACUCUCUCUUUUUCUCUGGUUGGUUUUCAUGGCAUCCUUUUUCGAUUGAUUUUCAUCCUCCAAAGUAAUCAAGUUUUUCCUUGAUGAUUUUUCUCGCUUGACGAUUUUCUUUAAAAUUAUGUUUUUAUUAUUAUAUUUUUUCUUCAUCCGAACUAGAGUGUCGAAGCGUUUCCAGGUCCGAUUACUCAUUCUUUCUCUUUUUUUUUUCUUUGUUGAAUUUGAAUAGUCUGGUUUUUCAUUCAUAUUUCCUCUUUUUACUGAAAAUUUUCUGGUAAAGCAAAUGUACGUCGUGUUAUUGUAUGUGUAUACGUUGUGUUUUUUUUGUGAUGUGUAUUUGUAAGUAUAUAAUAUAUUUUACACACACACACACACACACAAAUACUUAGAGACCCACGGAUUCUCAUGCUUGAAUAGUACAGGGAAAAAGCUACACCUUUUUUUAGUUCUUUAGAAAGAAAGAAAAAAAAAACGAAUGCUUGUACGAACUAUCGUUUCUAAGAUUGAAUAGAAGCGAUGAAUGUAAAUGUACAAAUUUUGAUUGCUAAAUCAUGAAUAAUUCGCAAAAUAAGAAGGAAACGGGUUUUACUUAUUUAUUAAUAUAAUAACAGAUUCCCAUUGAGUACUUUAAGCUUUCUAUACUAUUUAAAUAUGAAAAAUAUAUGUACAUUUACAUUUAUUUGAAUAUAAGAAAUAUAUGUUCAUUUACAUUUAUGAAAAGGGCUUCUUUUAAAAUUUCAAUGUUUACAGCUUUUGUGAAGAAAAUUGAAUCAGUUUGAGAAGUCUGAUUUUGUAGUUGGAAGAAAAAGAAAGUAGAUUCAAAUAUUUUUGGUAUAGUAUAGCUACAUAGUUUUGAAGCUAAAUUUUUUGUAGCUUUCAAGAAUAUUCGUUAUUUGUGGACGUAGUGUUUGACUGCAGCAGGGCAACAAUGAAGUUGGCUGAGUAUCAGACAAAUGCCUUAGGUAGACAACCUGAGUUUGGGGCAAUCUUUAUGUCUAACUCUACAACAAGAAAGGAGUGUCUUAGAAGAAAGCUAUUUGGGCUUCCACCUUCAAGCGAAAACUUUGUAAAGCAAAUUAAAGCUGGAAUGAUCUUGUUUCUGUUUGAAUAUGAGAGCAGAUUACUAUAUGGUGUAUUUCAGGCAAUAUCUGAUGGUGGAAUGAAUAUUGUUCCUAAUGCUUUCUCUUCAAUAGGAAAGCGUUAUCCAGCUCAGGUGAAGUUCAAGUCUAUUUGGUUCUGUUAUCCACUACGGGAAAAUGAAUUUUCUAAUGCAAUCAAGGAGAAUUACUUUUCCUCAAAGAAGUUCAGUUUUGGGCUUUCUGAAGUUCAGGUCCGGAGGCUUUUACAGAUUUUCAGUGAAAGAAAGUUUAAAGAUUCUCUUGGUGAUGGGCAUAUAGCCAAGAGUGCAAAAGUGAAAUCUAAUACAGUCAGACAUGAUAACAAUAGCAGGUCUAAUUUUAAGCACAGGAUAGAUGAUGAAUAUGUUUCUGGCAAUAGUAAUGUUGAUAUUGAACAUAGAUCUGCCACCACAACCAAGUCUCCUUUGUUGGAUAAAGUUGAAAGGGAUUCUGAUGAAUUGACUUUUCCAGGAUGGGUAAGGAAGGGUUACUGUCUGGAUGCGGAACUAGGGCCAGCCAUUUCACCUGAGUACUCUAAGUACCACUAUGGAGAUGUUAGAAGACUUUCAGGUGAUUAUGGGCUUUUGAUGAAUGGUAAGUUUCAGAGUGGUUAUAAUAAGGACAAUGGUUUUAACUCAGCAGUCUUAAGUGAGUACCCUGCUUUGCUCAAAUCUAAUCAUCUUAGCUCAGUCUUUUCUCGGAACCCUCUUCUAGUAACAAAUUCUCUAGUUCCAGAUCAAGCAAUGCCACCUUCCACAGUACACCAUCAAAUGGAGUCACAACUACUCUCUAAUCUUUCAUCGAAAGCUUCUUAUGGAGAUGCAGUUGUUAUGAGCACUCACCCUUAUGAUUCUGAUGCUCCUAGGCGUAGUUAUCAAUAUCCAUCAACAAAUUUAGUCAAUUACAGUUCUACAGCAGGAGGUCGUUCUCUCAAUGAGUAUUCUGAGAGUCUCAUUUCUUCCUCAAGGGAACAAUCUUUUUUCUCUUAUCCAGAGUCAAAAGUACUGAGCAAAUGCUUAGAUAAAAUUUCUACUUAUGGAGAGGAUGUUUCUUUCCCAGGUCCUAAUUGCAAUGAGAGUUUGCAUAAUGGGGCUGUCAUGGGUGUGUCACGGGCAGCAUAUUCUGAAAAUGUGGAUGUAAAAAUCUCGAAGCAUCAUUUCUACACUGGCAAUUCCUCAAAGUACCCCAUAACAGAUGUGCCUUCCCUUGAAACUAGUUUUUAUGUGAGGAAAAAUAAGUUAUCUGCUUGUGAUCCACUUGAUCCCACUGUAUAUCCUUCUUUGGUGGGUGAUUAUGGCUAUCAGGUAGAACCAGAAGACCAACUAGAGGAUAAACUGUAUGAGGAUCCAUUGACGUUGCAUGGUUUUUGUUCUUCUCUGGAUCCUCAAAGCUUUCAGCAUUAUGAGCAUGAUUCUUUCAGAUAUGAUCGUGAGCACCAUCAAAGUUAUGAUACACUAGAUUCUGGUCCUCUGAAGAACAGGGUCAGUGCAUUUUCUCGAUUAGCUCUGCCUCGUGAUGCAUAUCUACCACCUAGCAGUGUUGAUGGUGGCUAUAAGGGUAGUCAUACUUCCACAUCAGUGGACGGAAUCAUGGAUAUGUUGCACAAAAAUCACCAUGAAUGGUCUAAGUCCAGGAAACCCAAACAAGAAAAUAGACAAGAUAGUGAAAAGCUUAUUAGCAAAAAAGUAACUACCCUUUCUUGCAAGGACGAGGCAGAAAAUAAAGAUGUGGAUCGCUCUCUAAUUGCUAAGAAGAAAGCAAUGCAAUUGACUCAAGAAAAUUCACUUUUCAAUUUCAAGCGUCGAAGUGAAUUGCGGAAACCUCAUAAUGAUGGAACCACUUCAGAAUGUAAAAAAGCUUCUGCUACUGAGGGUUCCAGGAAUGGGCAACAAAGGAAAAGAAAGCUGGUAAGACCAAACUUCUGUAAGAUUGGCUCUACAGAUGUCGAAGGCAUGAAAAAUUGUACGACUUCAGAAGCUCCAGCCAUUGAAAUCCUUAUCACCAAAGACAACACAGAAGGUUGCAAAGCUUCAACCGGAAACCAGGAUAAUGAAAACAAAAUAUCUCAAAGUGUAAAAGAGCCACUUCUGGUUUGUCAACAAGCUCCGAGUGAUGAAGAUUUUGAGACUGAAAGUAGUAAACCUAGUGUAAAUACUUUUGUAUCUCUUAUAAAUGGGGUUGAACUUGGAAAAGAGACUCUAAACAACACACACAUCCAAAAUGCUACAAUGGCAACUGCAUGUGAAGAUAAGAAUUCUCAUGGGGAUCGGAAACACUUGCGUUGUUCUGAUUCAUAUGAAACCACAGAUGAAUCUGCUGAAAAUGAAUGUGAAAGAAUCAACAAAGUGGAAAAGAAUCCAAAUAGUCAAAGUGCUGGUGAAAGAGGUCCUGCUACUGCUCAUAAUGCUACUUUUAAUCGGAUAAACAGCUCAAGAUAUCAAGUAUCUGAUUGGAAGAUGGAAGCUGAAGUACACUCAGCUACUUGUGUUGAUGCGAGCAACGAAAACGAGCAGCAGGUUCCUAUGGGAUCCAGUACAAAACAAUCUGAGCCAUUAUUUGACAAGCUGCAGUUUUCUAAUGGAGUUUGUCGUAAAAGAAAGUUAAAGGCAUGUUCACCUCAUACUCAUCAUGCUACGUUUAAUAUGAUGAACAGCUCGAUCGAUCCAGCUUCUGAAAUGCAGGUGCAAGAACACUCAGUUACCUGUAUAGAUGCAAGACAGGAAAAUGAGCCCCUGAUUUCAUCAGGGUUGAGUACAAGACCAUCCGAGCAAUCGUUGGAGAUGCCUGAGAUAUCUCUCAGUGUCGUUCAUAGAAAAAUAAAGAGAAAUAGAUCCACUUAAAUGAUUAUGAAGGCAGGACCUAACCAACUACAAUGUUAUUUUUGGAGAGACUACUGACCAGAGUACAUUGUCUUGUGAGUGCCACUGUAAUCUGUAAUCGAGGACAGUAAUUACCGAACAGCAGGUUUUGCAGGCUGUUCUUGACCUUUUCUUUGCAACUUCUGUGAAAACAACUACUAUUUCGAGUAAAGUUUAGUUGUAAAGCUUUGUGCAUUUUGAUGAAAGUGCAUUUUGCAUUUUCCUUUGGUUUAGUUGGCGAAGCUUUUUUGGUUUUGCACUAACUGGAAAUUUAGUGAACUGAUACUGCAUAUUGCCAAGACUUUUUCCUUUUGCUCUUUCUGUUUCUGUUUCUGGUUUUUGCAUUGCUUUGUGUAAAGAGUAGAAUUUACUGCUUGCCAGUUCAAUUUAUUGCUUUCACGUCUCUCUCUUGAUAAUUCAUAAUAUUGCUUUGAAA